ACAAAAACAAAGCUAAAUCUUUCAUGCUAAUGCRAGUGUUUACCAAGUAACAUCAUCUGCCUUCGCUCAGAGAGGGUUUAAAGMUACAACCUAUGACCGUAUAUGGGUAUAGACUAUGAGAAACGUCAUUUGCAUAAGCAUCUAGUUGAGUAAUGAAAAAUUUAUAAGCAAAGACAAGGAUAUCAAAUGUGAACCCGCUCAAUUCGGAAGAAGAAAAACAUUGAAUUGUUCGUCUUUUGCCGUUUAUUCUCGAUUCAUUUGAGGAGCGUACWCCGUUAAAGAAUAUCUUAACGAUACAAGCUGUAAAGAAGGCGACUGUAAGUAAGAAUUUCGUCAAAAACGCGAUUCAACAUGGGAGAACAGCAACCAGAUCCAUAUUUUGAAGUCAUCAUGGAUGAAGACUUGGCCAACAACGAAUGGCCGCGAGGUCUCGACGAAGUCAAAGCCAAAGGUACUCAAUGUAUUGCUUUCUACCGUCAUACCACAAUGACCCCUGAACAGCAGCAACAACUGAUUGAUGACCACUUCUUGUUCCGAGGUAAAGACAAGAUGCAGGCAGCAUCAGGCUACCACGAGCACUGGCCCCAUGGGCGUGGCAUCUUUGUGUCUCACAACAAAGAGUUCCUUCUUUGGAUCAACGAAGGGGACCAUCUGAGAAUUAUCUCCAUGGAGAAGGGAGGUGACGUCAAACGCGUCUUUGAUCGCUUGUCACGUGGUAUUGCCGCUAUUGAGGAAGGACUGAAGAAGGAGCUUGGAGUUGAAGAAGUCUUCAUGCGCAAUUCAAGUCAUGGCUGCAUUACGUGCUGUCCGACCAACCUAGGGACGGGUAUGAGAGGUUCUGUUCAUAUACUGGUUCCUAAACUCAUCAAGUCCAUGGGUUUUAAAGCCAUCGACGAGUUUGCAAGAGAACGAGGCUGUCAGGCGAGAGGAUCGACCGGAGAGCAUUCAGAGGUGAUUGACAGGAUUGACAUCUCAAACUGGCGACGAUUGGGGUUCAAAGAAUGUGAUCUUGUCCAAGACAUGAUCAAGUGUGCCAACGAGCUGUCAAAAAUGGAGGAUGAGGCUACUGACCAGACUGCAGCUGAGGAUCCCAAAGACGAAUCAACUGCUGACACUUCACCAGAACCUGUGCCUAAUACAACCGAUAAACCGAAGGAAGAACCCGAACCUGCUCAGAUAGCAACUGACCAAUCAAAGCAAGAUGAACCAGCAGCUUCCAAUGAACCCGAACCAGCUGAAAAUGCAUCCACUGACCAACCAAAGCAAGACGAGUCAGCGGCCACCCCAGAAAAACCUGAUCCUGCAUCGAGUGCAGCUGACAAGCCGAAUGAAGAAGGAGCUACCACAGCAGGUACACCCGAGGCGACUCCGAGUUCUAACGAGAAGAAGGAGGAUGCACCAGCUUCGUCUAGCGCAGGUGAUGGUGGCCAGGAAGGUGGCAAAGAGGCUGGUAAUGGUGUCAAGACGAAGUCAUGCAUAUUAAUUUGAACAGUGAUGAACAGUUGAURACAAUUUGUUAAAUGGUAUGUCAAUUUUGAUGGGUUCUAGAUUAGAACUGAUGACAAGAUUUUUGUUAUAGUAUCAGAUUAUAUUUUCUAUAUAAUUAUACGAUAUAAGCUCCAUGUAUUGAUCACAGAGAAAUAGCCAGUAUGGAUACUUUCAUAGUUAUAAUUUGUCUUGAAUUGUAAUGACGGAUUCAUUCUCAAUUAUUGCAAAAUGAACUACAAAUAUCGGUAUUAAGAAUUUAAUCAAUAAAAUUCACUGAUAAUUUGAA
Exaiptasia diaphana is the source of this 1774-nucleotide messenger RNA. RefSeq names its product arginine kinase. The record is from RefSeq and is a predicted model, not a curated record. Gene Ontology annotation, biological process: phosphocreatine biosynthetic process. Gene Ontology annotation, molecular function: creatine kinase activity. NCBI's taxonomy places the organism in Eukaryota, Metazoa, Cnidaria, Anthozoa, Actiniaria, Aiptasiidae.